AUGGUAUUACGCACUACUCCGAAAUCAAAGUAGAGUGGCGAGAUGGAUUUGAUUAUUAAUUUAUUAAUGAAUCCUCUUCAAAAAAUAUAUCUGCAAGCUUUGAUUAACCAAUCUCAUCAAGAAUCUUCAUAACAAGUGAAACAAGAAGAAUAUUGUUAGAAAGAAAAUGUUUAAGUAUUUAAAUUCAAUAUCUGUUUAGUAUUUACAGAAACAGUAACUUUUAUAGAUAAUUCAACAAUGUUAAACCUAAAACUAGCCAACUUAACAAGUCUCGUAAUAUUUUAUAAUAAUCAAAAAGCAAGCCUUCAACUUUAAUUGAGGUUCAAAAUCAAGUUACCUCAUACUUUUAGUAAAUCAUUCUUCAGAAACAGACCAUCAAUUUAACAAAUGUCUUAGAAGUUCAAUUGCCAUAUUUUAUGAUAAUCAUGAGCAACCUCAUAAUAUAUGGAUUAGAGAAUUGUCAAGCAGACAAAUAAAUUGUAGCAGAUUUGGUGGCUUCUUAUAAAGACAACCCAUUAAAGAUAUCAAUGAGCUAUUCUCUAUUCUAGACAGUAGCCCUCCUUUUCCGUUCAGAAGUCAUCAUUUAUGAUCAAAGUUUUACAAUAUUAUUAUAUUAGGCACAAAAUAUCUUGCAAAUUUCUUGCUUUUUCGAGAUGACUUUUGCGAUAUUUUUUUCAAAGCUCUCUAUAGUUAUAAAAUAUCGUAAGGAUAGACAGUAAGUCAGCAGAUUGGAUUUACUUAAAUACAUCAGAUGAUAAAGAAGUAACAAGAUGAAGUGUGGACAACAUUCACAUUCAAAAUGCUAAGUCAAUAACAACAGAAGCUAUCUAAAGAUUAAUUUUUAUUGUAAUUCAAUCAAUACACGCAAUAAUUGAAUAACUUUUUCAAUAAAAGCAACUUAAUAAUGGAUCUAGUUGCAUAAAGUGUUAAAUAGACAGCUAAAUUACAUAAUGAUCAGAUAUUCUAGGAAGUAUUUAUUUCAGAUAACCAUCUAGUAUUUACUAAUUAUGGGUAGUUUUAAAGCUACAACUUAAGAUUUCUUAAAAAGAGCAACUUAAUUAUUUUUUGAAGAGACUCAAGAAUUAGAUUUACUGUAAUUUAGUUCAAAUACAAUCAAAGUUCAUAAGUAAAUGAAUAGUUAGAUCCUAUUCAUGUUGCCUAUGCUUUUGCAAUUAGAAAGUUAAUAUCUAGAACAUAUCAUAAAAAAUGGAUUUUCUGAAAUGCAACUCAAGAAUAGUUCGAAUUACUAUUUGAAAAUGAUUGAGAAACUUAAAAACAAGUGUGUUUAUAAUGGCGAGGAGGAAUGCAAUUGUAAAAAGUGCUAGUGGUAAACUAUAUCAUUAAUCUGUGUAGCAUAAGAAGAAAUAGAAAUUCUGCAAAAGAAUCAUAAAAAAAGAAGAGAGAAGCAUUGGAAAAAAUAGGACCAUUAUAGGAUGAAUUUAAUAAACUAUAAAAAAAAGUAAGAUUAUAUAAUAAUAUCAGGUUAAACAUUUAGAAACUGAAAAUUAAUAUAUGACAACUUUGAUACUAGAAGUAUUCAAACACCCAUCUGUUGAAAAGAUAGCCUCUUAAUUUCUCGAGCCUCUAGCUAAGAUAAUAGCAGAUUCAGAGUCUAUGGAGGAAUGUUGA
This is a messenger RNA of Paramecium octaurelia, 1629 nucleotides long. The record is from the annotation of a GenBank genome assembly. Lineage: Eukaryota; Ciliophora; Oligohymenophorea; Peniculida; Parameciidae.